AUGAACGAUCCUUUGUAUAAUUAUCGCCGUAGUCCACAAAGGUCCCAUUUAUUACGUAAAGAAAUAUCGUCCCCACCGAUUCCACUACGUACUGAUGCCUUCGCUCCAAGUUUAUCUCAUCGAAAUUGGCAAGGAUUUAAGCCUGGUGAAGCGGAACGACGGAACGUGGAACGGAGUGAGGCGGAACGACGGAACGUGGAACGGCGUGAAGCGGAACGACGGGACGCGGAACGGCGUGAAGCGGAACAACGGGACGUGGAACUGCGGGAACAAGAACGGCGACGAAUGGAACGGACAGAGAAUCGGAGAACAGUGCCAAGACAAGGAGAAAGACUCGAUGUCCAUGAAGCAAAUGAAUCAACAAUACAUGGUUGUGAACCUGGAUAUUCAGAACAGCUGCAAUGUAUUCUACAAAGACAACAAGAAUCAUUGAUCACAAUGGCGCAGACCUUGGGUACAUCAAUUAGUAGAGGGUUCGAAAUGCCAAAGCGUGAUUAUAUGACGUUGACGGAAACCCAAUGAAUUAUCCAAGAUUUAUGGAGAAUUUUAGAGUCAAUAUAGAAGAAAGAGAACAGAAUUCUCAAGCAAAAUUGGCGUAUCUUAUACAAUUUUGUACCGAUAUUGCAGGCAUUAAAAUACGGAAUUUUUACAAGGACACACUUUGCCUUCAGAGGCGUAUUUGUGGUAUAAAUGCGCAGACUCACGAGAACGAGUGCCGAAGCCACAAGUUUAGCGUCGAAAACGUGAGGUUUUAAGGGGGUCUCUGAAAUGGCAUUUCCAGAGUUCUGAGAACAGAAUUUUUAAAAUCUUUGGCUAUUUUGCGUGGAUUUCAUUGAUAUAUUUUCAGUUUAAUAUAUUUUCAAGUACACACUUUUCAAUUUACAAGGGCACAUUCGCCUUUUACAAGGACACAAAGUGUGUACAAGGACACGCUAUUUUAAUGCCUGCGAUAUUGCCAAAGAAGCCAUAAGUAAUUGCGUCAUUUUACCAGGUCAUGAAGGAUUUAGGCGAGCUAAAGAAAUACUGUACAAUUCAUUUGGCCAGAGUCAUAUUAUUAUUCAUGCGUAUAUAAAUAAAGUGAUAAAAGGUGGUUCGAUAAAGGACGGAAAAAGUGGUAAAUUGCUAGAAUUGGCUCGGGACAUGGAGAAUUGUCAAAUAAAUUUAACACAACUCGGUUGUGAAUCAGAGAUUAAUGCUCAAAGUAACUUAGAAAAAAUUGUUACACGAUUACCAAGAUAUCUACAAGCUGACUGGGCAAAGGAAGCUUAUAUCUUACUUGAAAACAACAAGACCCCUACGUUUCAACACCUUAUGAAUUACAUCACAAAGAAAGCAAAGCUAGCUAACAGUGCGUACGGUCAAUUGAUUGGUUCUAGGCCUCCAGAUGAUCAGAAGUUAAGGAACAGGAAAGGUAGCAGUGGAACAUCGUUUACAACUCAUGGUUCUAACGAAAAUUCGAAAGACGAGUACAAUCAUGUGAAGUGUCAUUACUGUAAGAAGAAUGGUCACACCGUUGAUAGAUGCUAUACGUUUAGGAGUCAAUCAUUUGAAGUCAGAAAGCAGUUAAUUCGUAAGGAAAAAUUGUGUAUGUUAUGUCUUAGUAAAGGACAUUUUGUGAAGAAAUGUAGGAAAAGAAAUGCCUGUCUAGUAGCCGGAUGUAAGCAGCGGCACCAUAGUCUGUUGCAUCCUGUCCCAGACGAAACUAAAUCGAAGAAUGAAUCAUCAGUUGAAGAACAAAAUGAUGAUGGGGAAAAUGAAAACCAAGACAAUCGUAAAGGCGAAAUUGGGGAUGGUCAAUGUACUGCUACUGGGGCAG
This is a messenger RNA of Paramuricea clavata, 1816 nucleotides long. The record is from the annotation of a GenBank genome assembly. Lineage: Eukaryota; Metazoa; Cnidaria; Anthozoa; Malacalcyonacea; Plexauridae.